Messenger RNA from Trifolium pratense (red clover), 2361 nucleotides. RefSeq names its product transcriptional adapter ADA2b. Gene Ontology annotation, biological process: regulation of transcription by RNA polymerase II; chromatin remodeling. Bases 372 to 2039 code for a protein of 555 amino acids. Lineage: Eukaryota; Viridiplantae; Streptophyta; Magnoliopsida; Fabales; Fabaceae. Gene Ontology annotation, molecular function: zinc ion binding; chromatin binding; protein binding. Gene Ontology annotation, cellular component: nucleus. The transcript is spliced from 13 exons. The record is from RefSeq and is a predicted model, not a curated record.
GGAUAAUUGAUUUUCAAAUAAUUGUUUCUUUUCAGUUACAACUUAAAGAAAAACACAAACUCAAAGUAAAGUAAAUUCCUGAAUCCAGUUACACUCAUCAAACCAAACUCAACUUUAGUUCAACUCCUUUGUCGCACAAAACCGAAACAUCCUCGUUUCUUUGUCGUACAACAUCCUCAGGAAUUCAGAAUCACCAUAAAAACCUUCAAUUAUAAUUUAUUUGUAAAAAAAUAAAUCUAGGGUUUUUGCAAAUUCUUUAUUUUUUUCAUGAAUAAAGAACAAAUGAUAAAAAUUUCACAUACCCUUUUCUUCAAUUGUGAUUACGCGUUUCAACAAACUGAAAUUCAUUGAGGGUUUCACUCAGAAAUUCAAUGGGUCGUUCUCGUGGGAAUUUUCAUCAUGCUGAUGAAGAUCCUAGCCAAAGGUCAAGGAGAAAGAAGAAUGCUGCAAGUGGAGAGAAUUCAGAAUCUGGUGCUGCCGGUCAAGGAGCAAGUGAUGGGAAAAGGGCUUUGUAUCAUUGCAACUACUGUAACAAAGAUAUUACAGGAAAGAUCCGUAUCAAGUGUGCUAUGUGUCCAGAUUUUGACUUAUGUAUCGAGUGCUUUUCUGUUGGAGCUGAGGUGCAACCGCACAAAAGCAAUCACCCUUACAGGGUCAUGGACAAUCUGUCUUUCCCUCUUAUCUGCCCUGACUGGAAUGCUGAUGAUGAAAUUUUGCUUCUGGAGGGAAUUGAAAUGUAUGGCAUGGGAAACUGGGCUGAAGUUGCUGAGCAUGUUGGAACAAAGAACAAAGAAGCAUGCAUUGAACACUAUCAGAAUGUGUACUUGAACUCUCCGUUCUUUCCUCUUCCGGACUUGUCUCAUGUUGUCGGGAAAAACAAAAAAGAACUUCUUGCUAUGGCGAAAGGUCAGGGUGAGGACAAGAAAGGACCUUCCAUCGGGGAUCUUAGCAUAAAGGAAGAAUCACCCUUUUCUCCGGCUAGAGUCAAAACCGAAGAUUCCCAUAAGACUGGUUCCAAUAGCCGUUUGACUUCCAAUUUGAAUUCUGAGUCAGAUUCUGGACCCUCAGUCAACAACCAUGCUGCAGGUAGUGCUAACCAGAGGGCAUCCAACAAAGGCCGAGGAAAAGGUGGUCCUGGAAUCGUUAAGACUGAAGAUUCUCCGAUGGACAAAGAUUUUGGAGGAAAUAAGCCAAAUCCCUCACGAAAUGGCGGCCCUUCUUUAGUUGAACUCAGCGGUUAUAACGCGAAAAGACAGGAAUUUGAUCCUGAAUAUGAUAAUGAUGCUGAACAACUACUUGCUGAAAUGGAGUUUAAGGACACCGACACUGAGGAGGAGCGAGAGAUCAAACUCCGUGUGCUGCGUAUCUAUUCAAAAAGGCUUGAUGAAAGGAAGCGCAGGAAGGAAUUCAUAAUUGAAAGGAAUUUGUUAUAUCCAAGUGAAUUUGAGAAGACUUUAACACCUGAGGAAAGGGCAAUAUGCCGGAAAUAUGACAUGUUCAUGCGCUUUCAUUCUAAGGAAGAGCAUGAAGAAUUGCUUAGGGUUACUAUAGAGGAACAUAGAACUCUGAAAAGACUUACAGAGCUUAAGGAAGCCAAGGCUGCUGGUUGCCGCAAUCCAGCUGAAGCCGAAAGAUAUCUGGCACAAAAGAGAAGAAAGGAAGCUGAAGAAAGUGCUCGUAGGGCAAGAGAAGGUGCUCAUGUCGGCCCGAACAAUCACGGGGUUCCGAAUGCAAUGAUGUCUCCAGACUCUGCUGGCACAAGACCUGCUGGGCCAGCUAAUUCAAGUUCUGCCAAUCAAAUGGAUUUAUCUGGAUACUAUGGAGCAGAUUUACUUUCUGAAGCUGAGAAACGCUUAUGCUGUGAGUUAAGGAUGGCUCCUGCCAUGUAUCUAAAGAUGCAAGAGCAACUGUCUGUUCAAAUGAUUACUGGCACUGUCACUUCAAAAUCUGAGGCUCAUCAAAUGUUCAAGAUGGAGGAUCCCAUCAAAAUUGACAGGGUUUAUGACAUGCUGAUCAAGAAGGGAAUUGGUUCACCCUGAGAACUCUCCUAAUCUAUUUUACUGUUCUGCAAAAUUUUAAGUAGGACGUAUACACACCGGUUAAUCAUGCUUCUAUCCAACAUUUUCGAUACACUGUAGAGUGGAUAGAAGUGGUGUCUACCGGAAUUUCAUAGCAAAAUUAAAGACUUGUUGCUUUUAUUUGAGUAGGGUUUAUACACACUGGUUAAUCAUGCUUCUAUCCAACAUUUUCAAUGCACCGUGGAUUGGAUAGAAGUGGUGUGUACCGGAGUUUCAUAGGGAAACUACAGACUUGUUGCUUUUAUGAUUUUAUUUUAAUAAAUGAAAAACUUCUAUUGACUAA